Molecule: messenger RNA, 2631 nt
Organism: Lagopus leucura (white-tailed ptarmigan)
Lineage: Eukaryota; Metazoa; Chordata; Aves; Galliformes; Phasianidae
Gene: DGKI
Product: diacylglycerol kinase iota
Exons: 27
Coding region: 16-2352 (778 amino acids)
Biological process (GO): diacylglycerol metabolic process; regulation of synaptic transmission, glutamatergic; lipid phosphorylation
Cellular component (GO): nucleus
Molecular function (GO): protein binding; ATP-dependent diacylglycerol kinase activity
Source: RefSeq, a predicted model, not a curated record
AAAGUCACCUGCUUCAUGCUACAUCACAUUGAGGAGCCGUGUUCUCUCGGGGCUCACGCAGCUGUCAUUGUGCCUCCCACCUGGAUCAUUAAGGUGAAGAAACCUCAGAACUCAUUAAAGACUUCAACACGGCGAAAGAAGAGGACGUCUUUUAAAAGAAAAGCCAGCAAAAGAGGCAAUGAUGAUAACAAAGGUCGACCAUUUGUGAUAAAGCCUAUUUCCUCUCCACUCAUGAAACCACUGUUGGUUUUUGUAAAUCCAAAAAGUGGAGGGAACCAGGGCACCAAGGUUCUCCAAAUGUUUAUGUGGUAUUUGAAUCCACGCCAGGUCUUUGAUCUCUCUCAGGAAGGGCCAAAAGAUGCGCUGGAGCUGUACAGAAAAGUGCCAAACCUGCGGAUCCUGGCCUGUGGUGGGGAUGGAACGGUUGGCUGGAUCCUCUCUAUCCUAGAUGAGCUGCAACUCACUCCCCAGCCUCCUGUGGCUGUCCUUCCACUUGGCACUGGGAAUGACCUUGCCCGCACCCUCAACUGGGGUGGGGGUUACACAGAUGAGCCUGUGUCCAAGAUCUUGUGUCAUGUAGAAGAUGGGACCAUUGUCCAGCUGGAUCGAUGGAAUCUCCAGGUUGAGCGCAACCCAGAUUUGCCACAGGAUGAGCUGGAAGAUGGGUCACGUAAGCUUCCGCUCAAUGUCUUCAAUAAUUACUUCAGCCUUGGGUUUGAUGCACAUGUUACACUGGAGUUCCAUGAAUCCAGAGAAGCAAAUCCAGAGAAAUUCAACAGCCGAUUUAGAAAUAAAAUGUUUUAUGCAGGGGCAGCCUUUUCAGACUUUUUGCAAAGAAGCUCAAGAGAUUUAUCCAAGCACGUUAAAGUUGUGUGUGAUGGUACAGACCUGACUCCAAAGAUCCAGGAGCUGAAGUUCCAGUGUAUAGUGUUUUUAAACAUUCCCAGGUAUUGUGCUGGCACAAUGCCCUGGGGAAACCCUGGAGAUCACAGAGACUUUGAACCUCAGCGCCAUGAUGAUGGCUACAUUGAAGUCAUUGGGUUUACCAUGGCCUCACUGGCUGCUCUCCAAGUGGGUGGUCAUGGAGAGAGGCUGCACCAGUGCCGUGAGGUGACGCUUUUAACAUACAAGUCUAUCCCCAUGCAAGUGGAUGGUGAACCUUGUCGGUUGGCUCCCUCACUCAUUCGGAUCUCCUUAAGGAACCAAGCCAACAUGGUGCAGAAGAGCAAGAGGAGAACGUCGAUGCCUUUGUUGAAUGAUAUCCAUAAAGUGCAGUCUGCUGACCUGAGGAGAGUCUCAGCUCCCCCCGAUUCCUUCACUGUUCCUCAUUCCAUCCCUGAUCGCCUGCGGAUCAGAGUGAACCGGAUUAAUUUGCAAGAAUAUGAAGGGCUACAUUAUGACAAGGAAAAACUCCGUGAAGCUUCCAUUCCUUUAGGAAUUAUAGUUGUUCGAGGAGAUUGUGACUUGGAGACCUGUCGUAUGUAUAUUGACCGUCUACAAGAGGACCUACAGUCAGCAACUUCUACUACACAGAGAGUUCAUUACCAGGACCAAGAAAGCUCUUUCCCAAGAGUACUUUCUGUUCAGAGGCUCUCUCCUAGAUGGUGCUUCCUAGAUGCAACUUCUGCUGAUCGUUUUUACCGCAUUGAUAGAUCUCAGGAACAUUUGCACUUUGUGACGGAAAUUUCGCAGGACGAGAUUUUUAUUCUGGAUCCAGAGCUGGUAAUGUCACAGCAGGGGGGGACGCCACCUGGAAUGCCUGAUCUGGUAGUGGAGCAGGCCUCUGGAAUAUCAGAUCGGUGGAACCCUGCUGUUAGAAAGAGGAUGCUGAGCGACAGUGGCCUUGGCAAGAUUUCCCCGCACUACGAGGUACCUGACAAACAAAAGGACGCCAGCCAGGCCUAUAUGCUGCAGUCACCAGUUUCUUCAGAAGAUCAAGCACUUUUACAGGCAGUCAUAGCUGGUGAUCUGCUGAAGUUCAUAGAAUGCUGUAAAAAAGGAGCCAAUUUGCUAAUCCAAGGACCUGACCAUGGCUCCUUGUUGCAUCACGCUGCCAAGAGUGGGCAUGGCGAGAUUGUGAAGUAUAUCCUGGAACACGGUCCUUCUGAAUUACUGGACAUGACAGACAGUGAAACGGGUGAGACAGCAUUACAUAAAGCGGCCUGCCAGCGCCAUCGUGCCAUCUGCCAGCUCCUGGUGGAUGCGGGAGCCUCGCUGAGAAAGACGGACUCCAAGGGUAAGACUCCUCGUGACAGGGCUCAGCAAGCUGGUGAUCCAGAUCUGGCCUCCUAUCUGGAAAGUCGACAGAAUUACCAAAUGGUUCCCCAUGAGGAUUUGGAAACGGCUGUCUGAUAUCUGAAAACAGAGAAGAGGAUCUUCAGAAAUAGCAAGGCUGCACCUGAGCACUUGGGCAUUGUGUGAGGAAGAAGCUGAUGGAAUCAACAUGUCUCUCGCUCUCUUGGAAAAUAUCAGAGGACAUGCCACCAGUUUCUAAGGGCUACAGAGUCUUGCCACGGAACAGUUAGGUUCCAUAAGUUAGCCCAUGAUGGAUGAGGUGGGACAUUCAAAGGUCUGUGGAAUCCAUGGGCCAUGGAAAUUUACCUUAAUUGCUUCCAGCAAGUAGCAUGAACU